AUGGCGAUUUACACUAGUUGCGUGAUUGCGCAGGAUUCUAUGAAAGGAAUGGAAGAGGUUGUCUUGCGUUAUUUCACUGGAUUGUUUAAGGCAAAUGAUGUUAACUAUAUUCAUAUGCAGAGUGUGGUUGAAUUGGUGCAACCAAAGGUGACUGCGGAGAUGAAUGCUGAUUUGUGUGCUCCAUACUCAGCAGCUGAGAUAAAAGCUGCUCUCUUUCAGAUGUAUCCUACGAAGGCCCCUGGUCCUGAUGGGAUGCCACCUUUAUUUUUUCAAAAAUAUUGGGAGAUUGUGGGAAGUGAUGUAGUGUCUGCUGUUCAACACUUUUUGCAUACUGGUCAAUUUCUUGGUGAGAUUAACUAUACACAUAUUUUUUUAAUUCCGAAGGUGAAGGAUCCUAUUUCGUUGGAUAUGAGCAAAGCAUAUGAUCGGAUGGAAUGGAGUUUUCUAGAAGCGGUGCUGUACAGGUUAGGCUUUGAUGAGAAUUGGAUUGGCCGGAGUUAUCAUGAAAUGUGUCACUACUGUGAGGGGAUCAAAAUUUGUGAGGGUGCUCCGGUAAUUCACCAUCUUCUCUUUGCUAAUGAUAGUCUUCUUUUUGGGAAGGCCACUCUAAGUGAAUGUCAGCAUAUACAAUCUGUUCUGAAUGCUUAUGAGUUGGCAUCUGGUCAACAGAUUAACUUUGCUAAGAGUAGCAUUGUGUUCAGCAAGAGAGUUCCUGAGGCUAAUAAGCUUUCUUUGGCAAGUUUUUUGGGUGUGGCCAUUGAAGUCAAGCAUGAGAAAUAUCUGGGCCUUCCUACUUACUUGGGGAGGAAUUAG
Rosa chinensis is the source of this 813-nucleotide messenger RNA. RefSeq lists its product as uncharacterized. Bases 1 to 813 code for a protein of 270 amino acids. Lineage: Eukaryota; Viridiplantae; Streptophyta; Magnoliopsida; Rosales; Rosaceae. The record is from RefSeq and is a predicted model, not a curated record. The transcript has 4 exons.